AGCUGUCCAGUGCCUUACGCAAACAAAAGUGCUGCUUAAAAUGUCAAUCGCCCGUUUUCAGAAGUAAGAAUAUACCAAAAGCUUACAUAUGAAUCAUUGGUCGAUAACGCCGAAACUAACCAAAACAACAACACACGUACCAACCACUUCCUGCUACAUACGUCUCAGAUAAACCAAACUCCAAUAAAAGUUUCAAAACAACAACCUGUUUAGAAACCCUUUCCUAACCCUGCAGUUUCAUCACAUGGGUGUCUCAAAAUUUUCAUCUUUUACAUCAUGAACAUAGUAAAACCAUCACGCUCUUACCAAAAGAAAUUUUCAAUUUUUAUGCCGAGUUGAUGCUAGUGCUAACUUUAUCCCUCUUAUAAGGUUCAAUUAAAUAAUUCAUGGCACCCUCUAUUAUUUUCUCUGUGUUGUGCCCUUUGUUGGUUUUGACAUGUGGUUAUGUGCAACCCCUUGAAGAGGGUUUCAUCUCUGGGGUCAUAUCUGACAAGGGUCUCGAAUAUGCCAAGGAGUUGCUGAUAGAGAAGGGUAUUGCUUCCAUUCUUAUGCUUCAGCUGCCAGAGAUUGAAAAUUCUGCACAGGUUCCUCUUGUUGGAAAUGCUAAAGUGGUUCUUUCUAACAUCACAAUUACGGAUGUUCAGGUCAAUUCUUCAUCCGUUAAGACGGGAGAGAAUGGAAUUGUUCUUGUUGUUUCAGGAGCCAUUGUUAAUUUAAGUAUGAGGUGGAGGUACACUGUCAGCUCUUGGUUAAUUCCAAUUGGAAUUUCGGAUAAAGGAACUGCUUCAGUGAAGGUUACAGGUAUGCAAGUGGGGCUUACAAUAAAUUUAAGGAACGAAGAAGGAAGUCUGAAGUUGUCUCUCUUAGAUUAUGGAUGUUAUGUGGGAGACAUGUCUAUAAAGUUGGACGGAGGUGUAUCUUGGCUUUACCAACUGCUAGUAGAUGCUUUCGAAGGGAAUAUAGCAUCUGCCAUUGAAGAGGGAAUUUCAGAGAAAAUAAAAGAAGGGAUAGUGAAGCUUGACAAUUUUUUGGAAUCUCUUCCAAAGAAUAUCUCACUAGACAAAACUGCUACACUAAAUGUAUCUUUUAUUGGCAAUCCUGUGUUGAGCAGUUCCUCCAUUGCAAUUGCAAUUAAUGGUUUAUUCACAGAGAAAAAGGUUUUAGUACCUCAAGGUUACCACCAGAAAGAAUUGAAGGUUUCUGCUGCCUGUGGUGGUUUACCAAAGAUGAUAAAAGUAUCAAUACAUGAAAAUGUGUUCAAAUCUGCUUCCCAAGUUUACUUCAAUGCAGGUAAAAUGCAAUUGAUUGUUGAUCAACUUCCUGAUCAGGCCAUUUUGAACACUGCUGAAUGGAGAUUCAUAGUUCCCGAAUUAUACAGGCGAUAUCCAAAUGAUGACAUGCAGCUUAACAUCUCUAUGUCUUCUCCACCAGUUAUACAAGUGACAUAUCAAGAUGUUGGUGCAACUAUACUUGUAGAUAUAACUAUUGAGGUUCUUGAAGAUUUUGAAGUCAUACCUGUUGCAUCCAUCUCAGUGGAAAUCAGUACUUCAUGUGCUGUAGAAAUUGUAGGAAAUGGCAUUGUUGGUAGGCUAACAUUACAGGAAUUUUCUACAUACUUGAAAUGGAGCAAAAUAGGGAAACUGCACAUGCGUCUGAUUCAGUCACUAAUGUCAAGUGUCCUCAGAACUGUUGUCCUUCCAUACUUGAACUUCAAAUUAAAGAGAGGAUUUCCAUUACCAAUAAUUGAUGGUUAUGGCUUUCAGAACGCUAUUAUCUUGUACAACCAUCCAUGGAUAGCAGUGUGUACUGAUGUUUUCUUCUUAGAAGAUUACUAUUUAGGUCAACAAUCAUCUUCAGCUUAGUGUUUCAUAGAAUUAAAGCUACAGUACAAAAAUUUGUCUGCUGUAUUUUGUAGCAAGAGGUUGUAAAGUGUAAAUAUAUGUAUAGAUAUCUACCAAAACACAGUCAUUUCUUAUAUUACAGAGCUAAAAUAUUUUAUAAUAAGAGAUGGUUAAAUAAAGGAGUAAUGAAUACGAAAAAUAA
Molecule: messenger RNA, 2043 nt
Organism: Vigna umbellata (rice bean)
Lineage: Eukaryota; Viridiplantae; Streptophyta; Magnoliopsida; Fabales; Fabaceae
Product: putative BPI/LBP family protein At1g04970
Molecular function (GO): lipid binding
Source: RefSeq, a predicted model, not a curated record